Molecule: messenger RNA, 1159 nt
Organism: Perca fluviatilis (European perch)
Lineage: Eukaryota; Metazoa; Chordata; Actinopteri; Perciformes; Percidae
Exons: 3
Coding region: 32-829 (265 amino acids)
Source: RefSeq, a predicted model, not a curated record
AGAACGUACUGAAAGAGAUACUACAGUGCUCAUGGAUGAGAUUAUUCACAGUAUCUUCUUUUUGGGAAAGAUAAAUGAUCCAGACUUUGACCCAGAAAGUAUUGUGACUGAUGCCAAAAUGCUUGUAGGCUUAAAGGACACCUACCCUGGGCCUUUUAAAUGCUAUUCCUCUCAACUGCCCAAGCGGAGUCCAUUCUCAUGUGUGCUAGACAUGAUUGUCCUCCUGACUGGAGAAGAGAAUGAAGAGGAAAUAAAGAAGAAGGUGCGAGAGAUCUCCAAACAACUGAGGAGGGGUAAAACAAGUCCUCUUAUCUCCUCCACCAUCUGUGUCUCUCAGAUCCCAAAUUCAGUCAGGUACUAUGGUGUCUCCAUGUCCACUGCUGGGUGUGACCCUGGUAAAAUCAUGAUUGCUGCGUCCUGUCUUAGCUCCUGGGACAGUUAUGUGGCUGGUGCAGUUAUGACCUACUACCCAAAUAAGACCAAGAAAGACUAUUUUGAUGGGACCAUCAAACUGCCAGAGAAUGUCAGGUGUGAGGCGUUUAACAUCCGUGAAGGAGGAAACAAAACGCCUAAGCCUCCUUGCGGAUCAUGUGAGAAUUUGUUUGGCUUAAAACCAAAAGAGUGGCCCUACGGUAACUGUGCUGAAGUUGAAAGUCUGAGCAACUUGUUUAAGAAUGUUGAAGAAGUUAGCGAGCAAGCAAGACCAACAUCGGCAAAUAGCAUGGAGAAGAACAGGCGGAGGGCUGAAGAGAGUGUCCAGAAAGAGCUUAGACGUCUGCUGAAACAGCACAACUUUACAUGGGAUGGAAAUUUCUUCACCCCACAAUGAGUUUCAGGUUUUUGUCACAUGUUCAAGCAUAGUGAAAUGGUUUGGUCCACGGCUCUCUCAUCUUUUCAAAUAAUACCUUUUCAUUUUAAAGUUCCAAUGUAUAAGACAUGACCAGAUUUUAUUUUUAAACCAGUUGCUCAGACUCUAAGCUUAAUUUAAAAACAUUUAAAUAAAAAAAUGAACUAAAAUCCUCAACAGAAUGUAAAGAAGUAACAUUCAGUGUGACGCUCGUAACCGGAAAUUAAAUGAUAUUAAAUAUUGUAGUAAUAAUAAGUAGAAUUCUUACGGUGCUCUAUUAUAACUUGACCAGAGAGAUUUUUUUUAAAUGAA